Symbiodinium sp. CCMP2592 is the source of this 1374-nucleotide messenger RNA. Lineage: Eukaryota; Dinophyceae; Suessiales; Symbiodiniaceae. The record is from the annotation of a GenBank genome assembly.
AUGGCUUUGCGGGGCCACUCGCCCCAGGCCACGCUAAUUGCCUUGAAUGGUUACGACCCCCACCGCCUCUACUAUGACAUUCCAGUGUCAGGAGGCUGGCGCGAGUGUCGGGAUCCCAUCGGUGGCCGGAGAUACUGGAACCUUGUGAACAUGAAUCUGACAAGCUGGAGCUUGGUGGACGCUCAGACAACCCUUUACCUCGAAGCCUCCAGAGUGAAAGCGGCAGUGCCCGGCGAUCUCAACCUCGCAUUCUUGCUUCGGGCCCUUAAGGAAGUUCUUCGCCUCAAUGCUUUGGAAGAGUUUCUCUUGCUCGGUGCGGGGCCCAACGGCGAAUGGACCCUGUUCACCGUGAUUCCUGAAAAACUGGAGGAGUACGAGGAUCCGGGCUACAGAUACAACGUCUUCAGCACCGUGGAGAUGACGGGCCAGCCGAUUGAAGUGCUCAAGCCGGGAACCGUGGUAACGACCGUGGGCAUGCCAAAGCCAGGCCGUCACGGCCACGUUGCACCGCAUCGAAUCAUCGAAUCGCAAAAAGCGGAAGCCGUGAUGCCUGCAGGGAUCGUGGAGAUCCUUCUUCCGGAUGCCGACGGCGUGGCAAAGCUGGGCUUCGCAAAGUACCGAUGGCCCCCCCAGGCGCUGCAGCAAGAUGGCGGCGAGCACCGGUACCUUCUUUUGGGCUUUCAUUGCAGUUCGGUGAUUCGGUGGAAGGAUGGCACCCGCUACCUGCAGCGGCUUCCAGCCCGCAUGCGCACAGACGACGUGGCCGGAAUGAAUGCGGUGGUCACGCCCGUUUGGCUCCUUGGCGUCCAGCCGCUAAAGCGACUCGCCCUUCAAUUGCUAGCUUGCGGUGCGCUGCACGUUCUUGCCGGGCAAGGGUCGUUCUCGAGCCAGUGUCUGGAACCGAAGGCCCUGAGGAGGGAGAUGCUCUCCUUGUCACAGAGGCCUCUGGACAUUGGCCGGGACCCUCGCAGCGAGCCGUUGGGGUGGCUGAAGGUGGGCACUUCGAUUGGGCUGAACUUGAUUGAGGGCACCCGUGCGCUCGUGGGGUGGAUCCACGAGGAUGAGGAAGAUUUGGUGGAUGGGUGGAUCUCCUUCGUCCGACUUGACGGCUCCCCAACCCUGCGUCGCGUGCUGGAGGAGACCACCAACCAGAAGAUACAACGCGAACUCCAAGAGCAUCUUAAGGCUUGGCAUUGUCCUGUUGAGAAGAAAAAGGCUUUGUGUGAUGCAGAUCCGUGUGUGUGUGUGUGUGUGCGUGUGUGCAGGUGCAUUGAAGUCUCUGUCUCUCUCGCUCUUUCUCUGCCCUCUCGCUCUCGCUCUCGCUCUCUCUGUCUAGUUGUGGCUUAUGGAAGCUCGCAUCUUCCACGCAGGUGA